GGUAAAAAUACUACUCCCUCCGUCCCUGAGUGUUUGUCCACUUUCAUUUUUGCACACCAUCCAAUGCACUUCUUUAAUCCAUUUUAUCUUGUAAUUUGUAUAUUAAAAAAAUAUAAAAAUUAUAUAUUAAUAAUCUAUAUGUUAAGACGAAUCAAACAAGAUCACACAUGACUAUUUUUAGGCUUACACAUUGAGAGAAUUUGAUGAGUCAAAGUGUUCGAUACUCAUCCGCCUAGUUACCUAGGCCCCCCGGGUUCCAUAACCCAACAUUGGUGCUUUCAUUGAGAGUGUCGAACACAUCAAGCGUGCUCCAAAAAAUGGUUGCGUCAAGGAGAGUGACCAGAUCGUCUACCGCCAAUCUCGGCGACGGUCUCAGGAUGACCAUAACGGCGCCGACCGGCGCAGGUCCCGAUGAGCUGGACAUCAGCCUCAACGAUGUCGCCAGCCAAAACACCACUGAUCUGCGCCACCGCAUUCCCAGACGGCGAACGGCGAAGGUCGUGGGGUCGCAGGCGCCGAUGCAGCAGGUGCCCGCCCAGGGCGCCGGUGUGUUAACGCAGCCUCCUCCCAACGGGUUAGUCCGCGGGGGGAGCGUGGUGCUGCCCGGUGAUUUCAACUCACCGUUCUUCCAGUUUGGGGAGACCUCCGGUGCGAGGACCCCAGGUCCAGACCCUAGCGGUUUCUGGGCCAUGAUGAGGGCGAUGCUGUUCAAUCAACCCAUGACCGGUUUCCACAUGCCGGUCACGACGCCCCAGCCGACGUUCCAGCUUGGCGAACGUCGCGAGGUCCAGCAGAGCGCGGUGGAAAGCGCAGAGCUUUUCGCCCAACACUUGAAGAGUCUGAUGGCGGACCCUCGCCUGAAUCCUUUGGCCGGGGGACCCGAGAACAAGGAGCCGAGCCGAUCCCAGCAGCGGGACAACGGCAGGGGCCCAGAGCGCAGGCCCAACAAGAAGCAGGUCAACCGUCGAGACAAGGAGACGGCGAGCAAAUGCCGUGAACCCCUGAAGGAGGGGCAAGGUGAGAGUGAGUCGCACGUAUCUGUGUUUAGCCGAAUGCGAGUACCGGCCACGGAACGAUUGUAUGGCCGACGGAACACUUUCCUGCAGAGUGAAGCAGGGAAAAAUAGGAUGCCCUGCGAAGAACAGCACUGUGACCGACACAGAGAGGUCCACCCGGAAAGACAAAAUUCCCGGCUCGAGCAACCCGUUCAACAUCCGAUCUUGAGAGCGCCGCAAGCGACGCCCAUCGCGAUGGACGGAGGUACGGGCAGACCUGGGGACGAACGCAUUGACCUCCUCUUGCAGAGACUGGACGCCCUAGAGAGGAGGAACGGGGCAGGACAGGUGGCCGAACCCAUGUUCAGACUUCGUUCUCCUUUCUCCGAAAGAAUCCUAAGGGCACCACUACCGAGGAGCUUUCAGAUGCCGCCUAUACCAAGGUAUGACGGGACCACAGACCCGCAAGAACAUUUCAACCGAUACCAAACCCUCAUGAACGUGGUAACGUUCUCCGAGGAAGUCCUUUGUAGGUCGUUUCCCGCCACUCUAGAUGGGUUAGCGUCCGAGUGGUUCAAUGAGUUGCCUGAGGGGAAGAUCGACUCAUGGGAGAGGAUGAGGCCGAAGCAGAGGAGUUGGAGGCAAACAAGAAGACAGAAGAAGCAGGAAGGCUCGGUUCCAUCACGACAGCGAGAUCCACGAGACCGACGAUCGCAUGGAAAGGAGGUAUACGAAGAAGGAGGCGAGGACAGGAGACCUUAUCCUCCAAGAGGUCCCAAGUUGUUGUUCCCCGAUGAGCUCACGCCGCUCACACAUCCCGUAAGCGCCAUUCUGGAUUUCGCCGAGCAUCAGGGCUUGGUGGAGUACGAUCCGCGUUUUCCCCCGAUCUGCACUGUCAGGGAGGGCCCUUAUUGCAGGUUUCACAGAGCGGCCGGUCACGACACGGACGCGUGCAAGGUCCUGAAGAGAGAGAUCGAGAACUUGAUCCAAGCGGGAUACUUGCGACAAUUCGUCAAAAAGAAGAACACAUGGCGCAAGGACGAUGGGAAGAAGAACGGGGAUAAUCGAGGGAAGAAGCUGGCGGGAACUCAGCAGAAGAAGAGGAAGGAGAUAGGUCUCCCGAGUGACGAGGAAGAAGAAGACAACCCCAGACAGAAGAGGGUUGAGGAGAACAGAAUGAUCUAUGGUGGCAAUACCGGGGGAGACAGUGCCGAGCAAAGAAAGAAAUGGGUACACUCGGCUUACGUCGGAGACGUUCACAGCGCACCCGGACCAUCGAAAAUCACGAAGACAGAGCCCCUCCUAUUUGGUCCCAAGGACCUGCCAGAGAUCCCAUCACCCCACAGAGACGCUUUGGUCGUCAGGUGUGAGAUCAACGAGGUGGUAAUCCACCGAUCCUACGUUGACAAUGGGAGCUCGGUGAACAUCAUGUAUGUAAGGACAUUUGAGGAGCUGGGAUUAAAGAAGGAGCUCUUGAAGAGAGUAAGGACUCCCUUGUCCGGAUUCACAGGGGACAUCAUCGAUUCAGAGGGCCUAGUCGAGGUGAUGGUCACUUUCGGUGAUGGAGAGCAUAAGAGGACGAUCCCGGUGGAAUUUUUGGUGGUACGACUUCUGGGAUCCCAUAACCUGAUUUUGGGUCGGCCUGCACUGGAAGAUCUCGACUCCGUAACAUCGGUGAAGUAUUUGAGCAUGAAAUUCCCUACCGAUUCAGGAGUGGGAGUGUGCAGAGGAAACCAAAAGCUCGCUCGACUCUGCUACCAGAAGCAAACCAAGAAGAUGGACGCCCAGGAUCUCAGAGUGGACAGUAUCGCCUCGGCACUCUUGAAGGAAGAAGAAGGCCGCCCUCGGGCUGAGCCAGCCGAGGAUACGGAAGAUGUGGUGAUAAUGGGGGAGCAGCAGGAGAAAAAGAUCAAGCUCGGUAUUAACAUCAGUGCCGAGCUCCGAUCAAAAAUCAUACAGGUACUCAGGGAGAACUUUGUGGUCUUUGCAUGGAGUGUCGAGGAUAUGCCAGGAGUUAGCAAAUCCCUGAUCACCCACCGCCUCGUGGUCGGAUCGGAGGCAGAGCCCACAAAGCAGAGAAGGCGGCACUUGAGCAAGGACCGGAGAGAUUUCGUGAAGAAGGAGAGCAAGCAGGCUUCUAACCAUGCGGAGGAUCUGGCCCAGGUUUUUUCUAUUAUGCGCAAGUUCAAUUUACGUCUUAACCCCAAAAAAUGUGCAUUUGGUGUAGAAGGUGGAAAGUUCCUGGGAUACCUCGUGAGCCGACGAGGUAUUGAGCCCAACCCCGAGAAGGUCAAGGCGAUCCUCGACAUGGAGGCCCCCCGUUCCAUAAAAGAAGUACAGCGCCUGACGGGGAAGAUGGCUGCACUCGGCCGAUUUUUGUCAAAAUCCGCCGAGAAGAGUAUUCCUUUCUUCGGCACACUGAAGAAGGUCCCACAAUUCCAAUGGACACCCGAAUGCCAGGCGGCAUUCGAAGAACUGAAGAAGUAUUUGCUAACCCCGCAGGUAUUAGCGAAGCCGGUUAGGGGCGAGAAGCUGUACCUUUACUUGGGAGUUAGCCCAGGGGCCAUAAGCUCCGUCUUGUUGAGAGAGGAAGGGGACACUCAGCGCCCUAUCUAUUAUGUUAGCAGAACCUUGAGGGAUGCCGAGCUCAGAUACUCGGUGGUGGAAAAAACAAUCUUGGCCGUUGUUAACACGGUCAAGAAGCUGAACCAUUACUUCCAAGCCCACGAAGUGGAAGUAAGGAGUCAUCAACCUCUGGGCAUCAUCAUCAGGAAUCCGACGGCCUCUAACAGGGUCAUCAAGUGGUCUGUCUAUCUGAGUCAAUAUCAGAUAGAGAUGAAGCCGAGGGCAGCAAUCAAAGCCCAGGCCUUGGCCGAUUUCAUGGUAGAAUGUACUGCACGUGACAACAACCCCAUACCCGUGGCGGAGCAGGGAGAAUGGUGGACUUUAUCUACUGAUGGAUCGUCAGCUGCAAAGGCUUGCGGUGGGGGCGUGGUAAUCCAAUCACCGGAAGGAUUCCGCUCCUAUCAUGCAAUAAAAUUCCAGUUCAAGUUGUCCAACAACGAAGCCGAGUAUGAAGCAUUACUGAGCGGACUGAGGCUCAUCCUCAACCUAAAGGCCGAAUACGUUAGGAUCAGGUGCGAUUCGCGCCUGGUCGUCAGUCAAAUCAAAGGGGAGUUCGACACCAAGGAGGAACGGAUGCGCCUAUACAAGGAGGCAGCCUUAGAGUUGCUCAAAAUCCUCAAAGGAUACGAGCUUGUGCAGAUCCCAAGGGCGGAAAACACCGAGGCUGACGUUCUCUCCAAAUUGAGCAACGAAAGCCCCGAACAUAUCUCCAAAAUGGCUCGCAUUGAAGACCUGGGAACCCCAAGCAUCCACGUACAGCUCAUCUCUGUUGUCACCGAAGAGGCCAUCGGCUGGAUCGCGGAGUUAAUCCGGUACAAGAAGGAUGGGAUUCUCCCUGGCGAUGAGACGACGGCCCGUUUGAUCAAACGGAGGGCGCCGACAGCGGGGCAAAUCAUGGAAGAAGUGCAUGAAGGAGUAUGCGCAGCACAUCAAGGUCCUUUCUCCAUGGCAAGACGCAUUGUCCUGCAGGGAUACUUCUGGCCGACCAUGGUGAAGGACUGUGCCAAGCGCGCCAAGCGUUGCAAAGUAUGCCAAGUUUUUCAGAACAUUCCGGGUAGACCAGGAACCAGCUAUCAUCCUAUCAGCUCCUCGAUUCCCUUUGCUCAUUGGGGAAUAGACUUGAUCGGAUUGAUGCCGAGGGCACCCGGGGAAACACCGUUUUCCAUGUGCUACGGUCUGGAAGCAAGAGCACCCUCGGAAGUGUUCAUUCCAACAUGGAGAGAGGAGAACUAUGAAGCCAAGGAGAACGAAGAAACCAUGGCGGCCGAUCUCAACUUCGUUGAAGAACGCCGGGAGCAGGCUUUCCUCAAAGCAGAAAAUUACCGAAGGCAAGUAAAAGAAUACUACGACCGCAAAGUCAGAGCAAGGGAAUUCCGAAUAGGGGAUUUGGUACUCAGGAAAAGGGAAGCCAGUCAGCCUACAGAAGGAGGAAAGUUUGCCAAAAGCUACGAAGGACCAUACAAGGUCACAGCCGUGCUCAGGCCUGGCACCUACAAGCUCGCCACGCUCGAAGGGCGCGAACUCGGCAGGCACUGGAAUACGCACAAUCUCAUUUAUUUUUACAUGUAAGGCACUGAGAACCGUAACCAGUCGGCCUCGGUAGCUUAAAAUAAAAAUCUCCUCUUCAAUGAAGUACUCGCUCCCACGCGAAUUCUGUUUUGCUUCAAGCAAUUUUUAAACGCUGCUUAGCGAUAUCGGGCUCUCACGCCACGAUUUUUUAUGGCCUCACGCGGUCUCUCGCUCUACGCGAACUAAGACCCUUUGUG
Molecule: messenger RNA, 5386 nt
Organism: Cuscuta campestris
Lineage: Eukaryota; Viridiplantae; Streptophyta; Magnoliopsida; Solanales; Convolvulaceae
Source: the annotation of a GenBank genome assembly